AUGGCACUCAUGGCAGCCACAGAGGAGACCUCGGAGGAGCCUUCGGGGGCCUUCGGAGGGGACCUCGGAGGACACCGUGGAGUAGACAGCGGAGGCGGCCACGGAGAAGACUACGGAGAAGACCAUGUAGUAAACAGCGGAGAAGACAGCGAAGGCGGCCAUGGAGGAGACCCCGGAGGAGACCACGGAGAAGACCACGGAGAAGACCACGGAGUAGACAGCGGAGGAGAUGGCGGAGCAGACCUCGCAGAAGACCGUAGAGGACACAGCGGAAACGAGGGGCGUCUGGAGGAUCAUGCCGAGAGCCGUGGAGUAGAGCCCUGCCGUGGCAACGGCCCUCUCGACUACGCACAGGAGUUACUACUGAGGAAUGGGCCCUUGAAAUAG
Molecule: messenger RNA, 387 nt
Organism: Phytophthora sojae
Lineage: Eukaryota; Oomycota; Peronosporomycetes; Peronosporales; Peronosporaceae
Exons: 1
Coding region: 1-387 (128 amino acids)
Source: RefSeq, a predicted model, not a curated record